Helicoverpa armigera (cotton bollworm) is the source of this 3428-nucleotide messenger RNA. RefSeq names its product zinc finger protein 184. Gene Ontology annotation, biological process: regulation of gene expression. NCBI's taxonomy places the organism in Eukaryota, Metazoa, Arthropoda, Insecta, Lepidoptera, Noctuidae. The record is from RefSeq and is a predicted model, not a curated record. Bases 513 to 2657 code for a protein of 714 amino acids. The transcript is spliced from 8 exons. Gene Ontology annotation, molecular function: protein binding. Gene Ontology annotation, cellular component: nucleus.
AAAUACUGUUUCACAAUUUGCUAAUUAAAUGGCAGGCAUUUCGCACAGUCAUACCGAAAUUUCUCACAAAUUAAUACAUAUUCAAUUGCGUACUUAAAAUAACGACGUUUUGGGUUAAGUAUAACUGUUGAGACAGACGUAGGCAGUAGGCAGAGUAUAGGAUUGCGAGAUGAUGCUUCCAAUUUUCUUCUUGUUUGAUUAGACCUAUUUGCUCUACACUUUCACGAGUGGUGCUACUUUAAAAACGUUGACCUGGUCGGGUGUGUUUGGUUAAUUUAGCCUAUACUGGCGUGUGAGACAUCGGCCGUGCAUGUCACUGCUACAGCACAGAUACCGAGCAGAGGCAUCUAUUUGCACGAUUGGCGAGGAAUUAAAAGUGUGCCACAAACAUAGCGUGUUUACAGACGUCCAAGUUUGGUUCCGUGCUCACCGGCUCACUGGUGAAGCCCCAUCCAAAUUACUUGAGAAUUGCGUGAAGGAAAUUCAAAAUUUCUUUAAUCCAUUUUGUAACGAUGUGCGAAUGGCUGUCGCACGGGGAGUGGUGCGAUGUGAAACUCCUGUGCGGCGGGCGCGCAUUCAGCGCACAUCGCGCCGUGCUCGCUAGUGUGAGCGCUUUUCUCAGACAUCUACUUCUUUCUUGUCCAGCAGAGGAGACACCGACGUUCAUUGUCUUGCCAGAUUUCGAUCUCGACGCUAUGGCAUCGGUGCUUUAUUACAUUUAUAAUGGAGAAGUCGUUGUAAAACAGGAGAAGAUUGAAAUGUUUUUAGACAUUGUAAAAGCCAUGCAAAUAUUUGUCGAUAAUCAAUACUUGCCGCCUUCAUCGAGUACACCGGUGUCUAAUAAUUUCAAUAUAAGUUUUCACUAUGAAUCUGAUUUCUCAAAAAGAAACAUAUUUACCUUGGGGUUUGAAGGUUGUACAGAUGAACGUUUCAUUAAUAUAAAGAAAGGCAUGGACAUCCAGGAUGUAUUACAGUAUUCAGAUAGGGACUCAGAUUGCGAAGAUAAGCUGUUACGUAGUCAGAAUCCAAGUGGUGAGCGUGAGUCUUCUUUAGGAAAUCUGAAAUCGCCUUAUGGAGACCGACAAAGGAACUCUUUUCUACGUGAUUUAUUUAUCGAGACAUAUCCUCGAAACGGUAAUGUUAACGGUCUGACGGCAGGCGUGCUAGCAAUAUCAAAUGAAUGCUAUCGUGCUCCGGCAUCUGUGCUCUUGACGAAUGCAAAUGGCAAACAUCUCAGCGCCGACGGCUCACUCUUAGAACCAUAUAAAAAAACGAAAGAGCACAUCAGUCAUUCACCAACAGUACUUCACCUUCGCAAGCAGCAGCGAUGCACUCGAGAUGGACCACAUUUCGGUGAAACCAAAGCUUUGCACGAUCAAUCUUGCCUAAAAGUUUGUGCGGCUGAGAAAAGUUCAAAGUCAGCCAUUUUUGGAACUGAUGUAAAUAAUGUAUUAAGGAACAACGUAGCUUUGUCGACAAACCCUUUAUGUCAGUUCGGAAUGCAAGGACAGCUUCUAUCCAGAUUUUUAGUACCUUCGUUGGAUUUUAGUGUUUCUCCAUCAGUAUUUGAUCCGAUGAUGCAAGCUCAUAAUAAUAAAUCCGUAAUUGACAAUGCUAGUGAUAAAAGUAGUAAAGAAAUAGCCGUAACAACAUCUACUAGAGUAACUAUUUUGAACCAUGUCUUAGAUAGUCCAUGGAGCCCUCGAAUACCAAUCAAUUACAAACCUUUCCGUAGGAAAAAUGAACUUUCAUCGCAGACACAAGUGUUUAAGCAAAAAAGAAUCGAAAGUAACAACGUUAACGAUAGCAACAACAAUGUUCCUAAAGUAAACUCACCAUCGAAUUUGGCUACAGAACCCGCGCCUACCGUUGACUUGAAACAGUAUACAGCAACAUCUUCUGUCCCGCAAGUUAGAAGAGAUGAUUUCAAAUGCACUAUUUGCAAUCAGAUGUUCACGAGCAGUGAGUUCCUAGCAGUACACAUGCGUCGCCACUCCGCAAACGCUCGGUACUCCUGCGGCGAGUGCGGGAAGACGUUCUCCCAGCUGCGGAACUUCAAGUACCACAUGUCCAUACAUAGAGGCACCAGGGAGUUUGCAGCCACCUGCACUGUGUGUGGCAAGUACUUCAACGACAGAGGGUACCUGAGCAGCCAUAUGAAGAUACAUAGGAACCGCAAAGAAUACAAGUGCACACUCUGCCCAAAGUCUUUCAACCAACGCGUCGCGUAUAAUAUGCACGUCAGGAUUCAUACAGGUGUAAAACCGCACGUAUGUGAAGAAUGUGGCAAGGCGUUUUCUCGCAAGAUGUUGCUGAAGCAGCACCAGCGAACGCACUCUGGAGAGAGACCUUAUGCCUGCCCGCACUGCGACAAACGCUUUGCAGACCGCUCCAACAUGACGCUACAUCUACGACUACACACAGGAGUAAAGCCGUUUUCCUGCACGCUGUGUCCGAAGUCUUUCACGAAGAAGCAUCAUCUGAAGUCGCACCUGAACUUCCACACUGGUUCGAAGCCGUACUCGUGCCCUCGAUGUAAGCUAGCCUUUACCCAGUCGUCUAACAUGAGGACUCACCUUAAGAAGUGUCGAGCGCCCGAACCGGUGCCCGGCAGUGAGGUUCCACAGAAUAGCGGAGAUACGACAAUACAAAUGUAAUGUUGGAUCAUGGUCGAUGAAUCGUCGUCAAGAAUUCUUAAUUUAAUAACUUGCCUGCGCAUAUUUUAAUUUUACUUAAAUUAUUUAAUACAUAUUUACCUUACGAAAAUGAAAAUUAAAGUGUCUACUUACUUUGUUUUAACUGAUAGUUUGCUAUGCAAUUAUUUAAUGAACAAUAUGAGCAGUUUAUUACCUACAUAUUUUGAAUUUAUAUUAACUGACUCCUGUUUCAGUCGUUUACAGCUGUUUUAUUUUAAUUUGAAACUGUCAUUACUGUUUCUCUACUUGCGUAGCAAAAUGUGAGAAAGUCUAUUUAGUGUUAUCGAAUCAUGGAAACUGAAAGUUAUACUUUCGAUGUUAUAUGUAUACAGGUAUCUACUUAUUUAUAUCAGCAUUGUUGUUUGUGUAUUAAUGAAAUAAAAUAAUUAUAUAGGUAUAUAUUUUCUAUGUGUGUUGAGUAAUAUUAAGUAGUUAUAUUUUUUUAUUACAUUGAAUCUCACAAACUUGCAUUUUAUUUCGUUGAUAUUUACUAAACAGGGUUGGAAUAUAUAGGGUGGGUAAUAAAGUGUAAUAAAACCAUGAUUUAUAUUUUUACUCCCGUUUUAAUGAAUUUGGUGUUGUAAAAUAAUUAUUAUUGAUCAAGGUGUACAAAAUUACAGGCCUUUACAGUAUGUAGGUAAGUUUCUGGCGCAUUAAGUAGUUUACAAUAUUACCUAUACUCCUUACGAGGUGUAUGCGAGUACAUUAUAUUUAUACAUAAUAGUAGCAAAA